Osmerus eperlanus (European smelt) is the source of this 3550-nucleotide messenger RNA. It is a transcript of the gene fes, whose product is annotated as FES proto-oncogene, tyrosine kinase. Bases 232 to 2709 code for a protein of 825 amino acids. Gene Ontology annotation, biological process: cell adhesion; regulation of mast cell degranulation; chemotaxis. The record is from RefSeq and is a predicted model, not a curated record. The transcript has 19 exons. Lineage: Eukaryota; Metazoa; Chordata; Actinopteri; Osmeriformes; Osmeridae. Gene Ontology annotation, molecular function: ATP binding; non-membrane spanning protein tyrosine kinase activity.
GGCGACCCGUCCGAGGAUCGGCGUUCUCGUUUCUCUGCAAUGCAGAAGCAAGGUUGUUUCCUGGUUUUAAGAUUGAUGUUGGUUGUUGAAACGACCUGCGGUUUAGGUGAAUGCAUCUUAGACAAGUCAGCAUCUCUAAUAAAUGUGUGAGUGUCAGGCUAAAACGUCGGAUAAGAGAGAAGCGGACCGUUUGGUAGAGAAUACGCGAGCUGUGUGGGUUAUCACAUCGAGAUGGGUUUUGGGGAGGACCUGUGGUGCCCACAGGCGCACGCCUCCCUCAUGAGGCUGCAGGACUCGGAGCUGCGUCUCAUGGAGGUCAUGAAGAAGUGGAUGAGCCAGCGGGCCAAGAGCGAGCGGGAGUUCUCGGCCCAGCUGCACCAGAUGGCGUCUAUGGUGGAGAGGCUGGACGGGCCCCAGCCGGGCGGGGGGCUCGACUACAUCAGCCAGCUCAACAAGUCGUGGGGUGUGCUGGUGUCUCAGACAGAGGGUCUGAGCCGAGUGAUGCGUCGGCGGUCGGAGGACUUGUUGACUGGGCCCGUCAGCAAGCUGACCCUGCUCAUCAGAGACAAGCAGCAGCUCAGGAAGACCUACGGAGAGCAGUGGAGCCAGCUCAGCCUGGAGCUAAGCAGGGUGACCCAGACAGACCUGGAGCGACUGAAGGCUAGCUACAGGCAGGCUGGGAGGGAAGCUGCCCAGGCCAAGAAGAAACACCAGGAGGCCAGUAAAGAUAAAGACCGUGAGAAGGCUCGGGAGCGCUACGUCAAGGCUACCCUGCGUCUCCACGAGGUCCACAAUGAGUAUGUGCUGUCUGUAAGAGCUGCCCAGGUGUAUCAUCAACACCACUACAGCCAGACCCAGCCAGCCCUGCUCAGCGCACUGCAAAACCUGCAACAGGAGAUGGUGCUUGUUCUGAAGGAGAUCCUGCAGGAGUACUUUGACAUGUCCAGCCUGCUCCACCAGGAGGUGUUGUCCAUCCAUAGGGAGAUGUCCACGGCCCUGAAGGCUAUUGAGCCUGAGAAGGAGUAUGAGAGCUUCAUUCAGCAGAAUAGGUCUGUUGGGGAGCUUCCAGUGUGUGUGGAGUUUGACUGUGGCCUGCUGGAGGACACAGACUGGCUGACUGCUGGAGAGCUGGAGAUGAAUGAGCUCACUGUAGAGGGGAUCCAGCACAAGCUGACUGCGGUGGAGGAGGAGCUGCUGUCCCUGGCUGGCUCUGUGGGCUGCCAGCAGGCCUAUGUGAACCAGCUAGAGCUGGAGCUGGAGGCUGAUGAGGAGGACAUCAGGAAGGGACAGAGAGUGUACCAGUUCAGUAAGAGACAUGCACUGGAGGAGAGUCGCCAGCAGGUGGCACUGUCCCUGGGAAUGCGAGCCAGACUGGAGGCCCAGAGGAUAAUGCUGAAGGGGAAGCUGGAGUGGCUGGGGGCCCGAGAUGCCCCACCUGCCCAUGGCAUGGUGGAGGACAGGGCCUCCCUCUCCCCCAGUGAGAAGGAUGGAUCCAAGGUUUCCAUCAGCAUGGAUGGGAUCAUGAACCACCUCAGUAACAUGUUCAAACCCAAAUACAUGGUGCCGCCCGCGGUCGUGGCGGUGCCGGAGGUGGAGCGGCCUCUGGCCCAGCAGGCCUGGUACCACGGCGCUGUCCCCAGGCUGGAGGUGCAGCAGCUGCUGCACAGCGACGGGGACUUCCUGGUCCGUCAGAGCCAGGGCAAGCAGGAGUACGUCCUCUCAGUCCACUGGAAGGGAUCCUGCAGACACUUCCUCAUCCAGAAGUCUGAAAAUAUAUACCGUCUGGAUGGAGAGGGUUUUCUAAAUGUCCCUCUGCUGAUGCACCAUCUGGUGUCCUCCAAUCAACCAAUCACCAAGAGGAGUGACAUCAUCCUGAGGAGACCUAUCCUAAAGGACAAGUGGGUUCUGGAACAUGAUGAUGUAAUCCUGGGUCAAAGUAUUGGCCGGGGUAACUUUGGAGAAGUGUACAGUGGCCGUCUACGUUGUGAUAACACCCCUGUGGCUGUGAAAGCCUGCAGGGAGAACCUAGCCCCAGAACACAAGAAUAAGUUCCUAAUGGAGGCUCGGAUCCUGAAGCAGUAUGAUCAUCCCAACAUUGUGAAGCUAAUUGGUGUGUGCACACAGAAUCAGCCCAUCUACAUCAUCAUGGAGCUGGUCCAGGGGGGAGACUUUCUGUCCUUCUUGCGCAGUGAAGGUCAAAAUCUGAAGUCAAAAAUGCUGGUUAAGAUGGCGGAGAAUGUGGCCGCAGGCAUGGAGUACCUGGAGAGCAAAAAGUGCAUCCAUCGUGACCUGGCGGCGAGGAACUGUCUGGUGGGCGAGAAGAGCCUGGUGAAGAUCAGUGACUUUGGGAUGUCGAGGGAGGAGGAGGACGGGGUGUACUCCUCCACUGGGGGUCUCAGGCAGAUCCCCAUCAAGUGGACGGCCCCAGAGGCCCUCAACUAUGGGCACUACACCUCGCAGAGCGAUGUGUGGAGUUUCGGGGUUCUCCUAUGGGAGACCUUCUCCAGAGGAAUGGUUCCCUACACCAGCAUGACCAACCAGCAGACGAGGGAUGAAGUGGAUAAAGGAUACCAGAUGCCCAUACCUCAUGGUUGCCCCCCUGACAUAUACAGCUUGAUGAAGGAGUGUUGGCAGUACACACCUCAAACACGCCCGUCCUUCGGCCAGCUCAGGUCCCAGCUCAACACCUUGUGCAACACUGUGACCUAGCCUAAGUGCCAUCAUUCAUGUAUUUGACUACUUUUUACAUACAUUUGUAGAAUCAAUGCGCAGCACCACAUCCUCAGUUCCACUUCUACAAACUAGAUAAUGCAUUCAAAAGUACCAUCAAUCAGUUGUAGGGCUGUAUUGGCAGAGACCUGAAUGAUGCAGCCCCUUUGUCACUGGUCACAGACUCUCACCUCGGACCGUCGUUGAUUUGCACAAAAGGGACUGUAAUGUUAAAAUGACAAUCACACUUCAAUGACACACUUUACACCUCUGAAAUGUUGGUCUCAACAGUUGAACAGGAAGGUGAACCGAGGAAGACUCUGAAAUUAUCAUUAAAAGUUGUGUUCAUGAAAAUAGAGUUCUAAACAGCUUUUAAUGUCAUGUUUGAUAUGAUUUUGUUUCUUAUUUUAUGUAUUACAUUCUAGGAAUACUUUUAAUGUUGUAACAUGUAUAUUUACAGAGUUUGUGCAUGCAGUAGUCAAACAUGUGUUUACAUAUUCCCUUGUCUUGCGAAGGCAUCAGACUUGGUCUACUGCAGCCUUGAGUAAUGAUGAGUGAUGGUCCAAUUUGAAUUUGUAUGUGACAACCUUUCUUUCAUAUGACCGGUGUCCCCAGUUUUAGUAUGCAGGUUUUGGUGUAUAUAUGGAAAACAUUUACCAAUCACUUUGAGUUCUUGUUUACUAUACAAGCUCUGGUGCACUAGGCGCCUAGUUUCAUUAUGAAUACCUUUUGAUUACCUACGAUUGCUCUGAAGGUAUGUUUUGUAUUUGAUUAUGUUUCAUUAUAAUUGUAUUGAUUAUCUUACUAUUUAGAUAAUAAACUAUCAUUCUGCAUUUACAGU